Messenger RNA from Clarias gariepinus (North African catfish), 952 nucleotides. RefSeq names its product prostaglandin D2 synthase a (gene ptgdsa). The transcript is spliced from 7 exons. Lineage: Eukaryota; Metazoa; Chordata; Actinopteri; Siluriformes; Clariidae. Bases 41 to 595 code for a protein of 184 amino acids. The record is from RefSeq and is a predicted model, not a curated record. Gene Ontology annotation, molecular function: small molecule binding.
UUUUGUUCAGUCUGGACUUUUUCCCUCCUGGAGCUCCACGAUGAAGAUCACGCUGCUGAGCGUCACCCUGACCAUGGUGCUCCUGAUGGACGUCCACGCUGACGUCAAACCGCAGAGGAACUUCGACGUGAAGAGGUUCGCAGGUCGGUGGUACCGCGUGGGUCUAGCGUACAACUCGGCCGCCUUUGCUCAGCACAGGAACAAGCUGGCGGUGUGUAUGGGCGUGGUGGAACCCAAAAGUAACGGAGACGUCGUGAUGACCGUGUGGAGAACCAAGUCCUCCUUCCUGUGCCAGAAAGAAGUCUACAAGUAUGAGAAGACGUCUGUACCUGGCGUGUUCACGUACUUCAGCACACGACACGGACGUAUGAAGGACGUCACCGUGGUGGAGACAAACUACAGCGAGUUCGCACUCAUCCACAAACACAGGAAAUUCCACAGGGAGUUCACUCAGGUGUCUCUGUACAGUCGGACUCAGAAGUUGAGACCAGAAGUGAUUGAGAAGUUUAAAAGGUACGCCCUGCAGCACGGCUUCCCUGAGGAGUCCAUUAUAAUUCCACCACUAACAGAUAACUGUCCCCAUGCACGCCACUGACAUGGUGUUGGAUUACGGAAGAGCGCGAGUGUGAGCACGAGUGUGAGCGUGAUGAGCCUCGGACCAGAUGUUCUCUGUAGAGCCCGGCUCCUGAGCCUGAUCCCUCCAUCGGGAGAACCUCCCUCUGGAUCUCCUGUAAUCAGCCUUCAUGUUAAUCCUUUAUAAAGAUGAGUUACUUGUGCUGAUGUGGAAUUUUGGUCUCAGUCCUUUCAGUAUUUAGUACAAAGUGAAUGUGAACAUUUCUAUAAAAAUGAGGCAUCAAUUCAUUUACUAGACACCUUUAAAGCAAAAAAUUAUAAAUUCUAGUCAAAUUAUUCACUAUUUGCCUGAAUAUUAAAAGAAAAUCCUGCCGUGUGA